AGGUCCCAUUUUCUUCUUUCAUUUCCCUGAUGAAAACCAAAAAGGUUUUCCACGAGGCCGUUGCGUUCAUGAACAGCGCGAUGGAGCUUACCUAUAACGAAACUCUUCGAUACAGGUGUAAGUAUUUUCACAACUGACGUGUGCUGUGUAUCCGCCAGGUGUAGGCGAUGGCCUCGGAGCCUGCGGAGCGACCGAGUGGUGAUUCGGGCAUCUCUUUGGGCAUGAACGUGAGUUUUCAAAACAUUCAGCAUAAAUAUUUUUAAUCAAAUCACACACCUUAUGUCGCCUAAAACUAACUUUUGAACGUCAAGUUUCUGGAAACCCGGUUUUUUUUUCUCAUGAGUAUAUCCCUUUUUUUCAUUCUUUUUCCAAACGAAAACCAAAAAGGUUUUCGACGAGGCCGUCACCUUCAUUCACAACUCCAAGCAGCUUCAGGAGAAACGGGAACGAGUAAAGAUCGGCUGCGUUCCUAUAACGCCACUCUUCGAGCUAAGUUGAAUCUCCUGAAAGCGGAGUUGGACGUGAAGGAGCUGGUCUUACCAAUCGAGGAAGAAUCUCUUUCUCAAGACACGAAAACCAAAAAGGUUUUAGACGAGGCUGUCACCUUCAUUGACAUUUCUAAGCAGCUUCAUGAGAAACGGGGGUCAGAAAUAGAUCUGCUGCGUUCCUAUAACGCCACUCUUCGGGAUAAGUAUUCUAGUGAUCUCCUGAAAGCGGAGUUGAACGUGGAGGAGCUGGUCUUGCCAAUCGAGGAAGAAUCUCUUUCUCAAAACGUGAGUUUUCUCAGACGUCCUACAAUUCUGAAAUUCUCACAGAGAAACUGUAUUUAAAAUUUUUCUAACACACUAUGUUUGCUACAGGUCUUGGAAGAAACGGUUUCGGCGAAGGUGCCUGCAGAGGGAACUGCUGCCAGACGAGGUAACCUUUAUUCUUUUUAAUUAUAGUAUCAUAGUUUUACUAAAAUAACUAUAAAGUGCCAAAAAUUAAGUAAGUAUUUGGUUGCUGAUUUCAGCACAAAAUAUAUGUAGGUCCCAUUUUCUUCUUUCUUUUUCCAGACGAAAACAAAAAAGGUUUUCGACGAGGCCGUCACCUUCAUUGACAACUCCAAGCAACUUCAGGAGAAACGGGAACGAGUAAUAGAUCGACUGCGUUCCUAUAACGCCAGUCUUCGGGCUAAGUGUAAGUAACUUAUUCAUCUUAUCAAUAAUUUGAUAGUUCCAAACUAUGUACUUCUGACUUAUUGAUUUAUCGAUUCUAGUGAAUCUCCUGAAAGCGGAGUUGAACGUGAAGGAGGUGGUCUUACCAAUCGAGGAAGAAUCUCUUUCUCAAGACGUGAAAUCUCUCAAACUUCCUACAGUUUUGAAAUUCUUACAGAGAAACUGUAUUAAUAUUUUUUCUAACACUAUAUAUAUAUAUAUAUAUACUCCCAAGCCGCUUUCGGCUACGGUAACUGCGACAAAAUUCCUUUAGUCCGCAAUAAGAGGGCUACGCUGGGCUGCCCUAUCAUGUGCCCUCACAUGGCUACAGUAGCCAAUCUUGUUGGUAAACGUGCGCGAACAAUGUCGACACGUUAGGACACCGCUGAUGUAGUUGUAGGUGAUAGCCGCUGCUGGUCUGGCUUUAAGAGCAUCGCGCUUCGAGUCAAGAUCAAGAUUUUCUAACACUACGUUUGCUACAUGUCCUGGAAGUAACGGUCUCGGCGGAGGUGCCUGCAGAAGGAGCUGCUGCGCCAGAUGACGAAACUUUAAUUUUAUACAUUCAGUGCAUUCAUUUUUACUAAAAUAUGGAGUGACUUCAUUUUUCUCAUGAAGUCUUAAUAGUUGUCUCUUGAAGUACUUAUUUGGAUACUAGUUCAUUUAAUUACAAAUAAAACCUGAUUUAUAAUUUCAUAAAAUAGACUGCGAAUAAGUAAGUAAUAAGAAGAGAAGAUACUAGAAGUAGCUUUGAACUUAUUACUUUUUCUAUUUGCAAACGCGGGCACACACAAAAUAGACAACCAUAAAUUAUAAUAUUAGCUUCAAUCUGUAGCUAAGUUUUAAGAAUUAUUUAAAAAAGAUCAUUAGAA
This is a messenger RNA of Ostrinia furnacalis (Asian corn borer), 2065 nucleotides long. RefSeq lists its product as uncharacterized. The transcript is spliced from 4 exons. The coding region runs from base 339 to 830 and encodes 163 amino acids. The record is from RefSeq and is a predicted model, not a curated record. Lineage: Eukaryota; Metazoa; Arthropoda; Insecta; Lepidoptera; Crambidae.